CAGGCAAGAAAUGGUUCCGACCGGAUAUGUGUAAAGAUUUAUACAACGUACCAUCGCCUCGCUUGACAUCCACGUUUUCUGAGGUGUGGACGCAUUGAACUAAGAGCGCCACCAGGUGAGCAAGAAUGAACCUUGAAAGACCAUUACAAGGUUUUGACCUGGUUGGUCUGCAGGAGCACCUCUGUGGCCUGUGGAACAGGAAAGAGCAGGAGGAGCUGCGGCAGGUGUUAGCAGAAAGCUUCUCUCAGAUGAAGGAACCUCUAGCUGGGCUGCUGGAUGUGCUGGAGAACUGUUUUACCACCCAGAAGAACAAAUCUACCACCCUGCCCCAGUUUAUCCUCGCAGAGUUCACGCGCUGGAAGACAAAUCCCAAGGCCAGUUUAAAAGGUCUUGGGGAUGAAGCGAGGCUGCGUUUACAGCAGCAGGCCUUAGGGCUCCUGAUGGACUCGCAGCCGGGGUAUAUGGAACCCCUGCUGACCAUCUACCAGCUGAGCUCACUGGAGAAACCGCUGUUGAUCGAGCAUGUGUCCUUCCUACACGACUGCUGCUGUUACAAAGAGGCGCUGGUGUUUAGUGUCAAAGUUGAUCUUCAGAAAGAUCUUGACAUGGAAAAGAUGUGUGUGCCUCUCAUUCUCCUGGACAAACUACCUCUAGCAGAGAUGUAUGUACGCGGCCACUCGAACCUUCAGCAUCGGCUGGUCACACUGCUGGAUUCCUGGUGUGAUCCAGACUUUAACAUUCAGACUCUGCUCAGUCAGUACCCACAGCUGGUUCUCUCCAAGCAUCAGACGGAUCAGAUUCAGCCCAAACUCCUCAGCAAACACGUCUUCAGGCUGAUGGAAAAAUUCUGCAUCGACCCUAGUAUGUGCCUGAAUUCGGUCUACAAGAGAAAGCUGGACUCACUGAGAUUUCUUAUGUACAAGACAUUCGGAGAGAAAUCAAUGUCUGAAGACAACUGGAGAGAUCAUGUUCAGGCAAUGGUUGAAGGUCACACAGAGCUGCAGGUUCAGUUGUUGCAGCUGUUGGUUAAACAUUGCAGCCUCCAGACCGCUGCCCAGUGGUCCGCGCAUUACGCCAUACCCAGAAACAGGCUUCCCAUCGGGGUGUGGGACAAGAUUCAAAGCCUCUCCCCCAAGCAGCUAGAAAUUAAUUCUGUGAGCGCCCCAUCUGAGUCCUGGAUGCCCCCUCAUUCUGAUCAGCAAAAAUACUACCAGUUCCCCCUGGCCAGAGAAAACAUCCACUUUGUAAAGACAUUAGAUGAACUUGAGCGGUGCAAAGAGGCGGUCUUAAAGGAUGGCUUUGUGGUGGGAGUGGACAUGGAAUGGAGAGCUUGUUUUGGCACCAUACCCUCUCAGCAUGUGGCUCUGAUCCAGCUGGCCAUGCAGGGACAUGUGUUUCUGUUGGACCUGUGUGCUCAUGACAUCAGUCAGCAUAGUGCCACAGUGGGCUUUAUCAGAGCGCUGCUUUUACACAAGAACAUCCUCAAACUGGGUUAUGGGAUGUGUGGAGACUUGAGAAGUCUGGUCAGCACGUGGCCUGAGCUAAAGGAGGAACCUUUAAAGAUUGAGGGAGUUCUGGAUCUUCUCCACAUCCAUCAGGAGCUUCAGCGCUGUUGGUUGGGCCGCAGAGGGCGUCGCUCAGUGGAGGUGAGUGAGGGUCCGGCAGAGAAGGGUCUGAGUCUGCUGGUGCAGCAGGUGCUGGGAAAACCAUUGAAUAAAAUGGAACAGCUUUCCAACUGGGAACGUCGACCACUCCGGACCAGCCAACUCCGUUAUGCAGCCACUGAUGCAUACUGUCUACUGGACGUCUACCUUACCCUCUCAAAGGACCCGAAAGGCUAUGGAUUACAAGAGGACCUCCGCACCAUCCCCUCCAUCCAAACGUCCAAGAGUCGUAAAGAAAAGAAACCCAAAGACAAGAGCAAUAAAGCUAAGAGAAGAGAGGCUCGGCAAAAGGAGAAUGAGCCUCACUUUGUGGAGGAUGAAGGCUUCAAGGUGAAUUCAGAAUACCAGGGGCCCACCAUUACCCCACAGGAGCUACGGGUGGUCUGCGAUAACAUGCUACAGGGUCUGGGCCGUUACCUGCGCUGUCUGGGGGUGGACGUUAAGAUGCUGGAAAACACAGAUGAUCAUAAAGUAGCAGCAGAGAUGGCCCGUGCCGAUGGUCGUGUCAUCCUCACGGCAGGUCAACCCUAUCAAUCUCUCAGGUCACAGGUUGCAGAGGGCCGCUGUCUGACACUUGACUGCUCAGAAAAAGCACGUGACCAGGCCGUGCGUGUUCUCAGGCACUUCCACGUCUACCUUACCCCUGCGGACAUCUUCAGUCGGUGCCAGGCCUGUAAUUGUAACGAGUACCUGAAGCUGCCUAGAGAGGAUAUGACGCGUAUAAUGAAAGAAAGAGGUCUUCUUCAAGACAUUGUACCCAAACGAGAUGGUUGCAUGCCACAGGCUGAGACACAAGCAGAUUAUAAUAGCUGGAGACCCCCAGAGGGCCCCCAGUUCACCCCUCAUUGCCGCUGGGCCCCACAUACUGCCCUGGACCCCCAGACCCUCAAAUUCCCCAGCGGGGCUGAAGUUCAGUUUGAGACGGUGCCCCCGGGGCUCCUUCCACGGAUUCCAGUUUACUUCAUCUGCACCGGCUGUGGAAAGGUGUUCUGGGAAGGCACCCACUUUGACCGAGUGCUGUCGCAGUUCCAAGAGGUCUUGCAUAUUGAAGACGGGGCCACAAAUGCAUGAGAUCGACUGGGAGAAAUUUCAAGUGUGUAAUGCUCUAAAUGUUGAAGUUCAAUUUUCAGUAAAGAACCUCAGAUUUUGGUUAUUUUUAUGCUUUUUACAAGGUCAUUUUUAUAUGCAAUUCUUCAUUUCUCAGUGGUACACGGGCCAUAAAAUGGCUUCUAUUUAAAUAUUUUAUGCAAACAACCUUGUUCAUUUUCACUAAAAAUCCAAUACAGUUUCAGAAAACUUGUUCAAAUCGAUCUAGUUUAUUUAAUCUCUUCCAGUUGUCUUAAUCCAAAAACGUGUUUGCUGAUAUUGUUUGUUUAGUCUUCAUGUCAUUGAUUUGUAAAUGUCAAAACAACAAAAAAUCUCCUGUUUUCCUUCUUCGUUUUUAAGGACGAUUUGCAAGUUCAUAAAAGGAUGAUCUGCCCCGCAGCUUUUCCAAGUCCAAUAAAACAUUCUCAAACAGAGCAACCUACACCUGUGUCCUUUUAAAAAUAUAAAUAUCAAAGUGUUCAGUGUAACUGUAGCUCUUGGUGUUUGCAUUUGCCGGAGAUAAUCCGGUCCGCUUGCAGUAGGAGCUCUACCUAACUCUGCUCGGGCUGCCCCGACUCUUCUGCAGUUCUGUUAUUCGAUACUAGCUCUUUCUUUGCUGGGAAGAAAAGCUCGCCUCUUUCCCACGCUCCUUGAACACGUGGUACUGGGGCUGAAUUGGACUCAGAAGGCCCUCCCUCUAUUGAGACGUCAUGCUAGCCCUACAGAAGCCCCGGCCCGUGACUCAGGGGCCUCAGCCCGCUCUCUCCCCCCUCGACUCAACUGUCUGGCUCAGGCGCCAAAAACCUUGUGGAGGGGCUGGCUGAUCUGAGAAGAGCUCCCCCUUCAUGGCCCAAUCGAGUAAAAAUGCCUUCACAUCGUGCACAGCUAUGAAACACCAAAUAUUUUUAUCUUUAGCACAUUCUGUAGGUGUGAACAUACCAAAGGGUGUUAGGUCCCAGAGAACGACUUGCAAACUCUGUGUUGUUUAUGACACGUAUUAAUCUUUAAUAACACGUGCACUCGCUGACAUUGGGAGGAGUUUUUACUUCGCCUCUGCAUUACUUUCGCUCGCUCUCACUGGGUAAGGUUUCUGAUAAAUGUGACCUGGUGGCUUGAACCCGGGCGGAGUGAUACAUUCCUGUUUAAUACUGUACAUUUGACAUUGAGCAAACACCCUGCAGGCUAUUCUCAGAUUUGUCUCAAUUAGCACCUGUCUGAGGUCUCAUUAUGACUGGCUUUGAUGUCAACUUGACCAACUGUUGUAUAUAAUGGUUCUUUAGGCAUCAUUUAUGUGGUAAACACAAUUGUUUGAUACAUUUUUAGGGGAAUUUUUAAUUGGAAAAUAAUACUGCAUUUAUUUAAAUAUAAGCAUAUUAUAUUAUAAUUUUAAAAUAUGAAAUUGACAUUUUAAAUGUACUUUUUUUGGGGGGGGGAAUCUACUACAUUUAGUCUCGGAACUAACUUUUGCAGUUAAUAGUCAACUGCUCCAAAAGCAAUUGUUAGUGCAUGGACGAAGUUGGUUACUUAUAACAAUCUAUGGAUGUUCUAUUAACAUUUGACAACCAGAAUGUCUCAAUUUUGUCUCAAGUACUUUAUCUUUUGUAUAGUUUUAUCGUUACAACCCGACAAACUUCUUUGUACAAUGUUUUAAUUGAAAAGUUUAGAAUGAUAAAUCCGUGUCUUAAUAGCAAAACAUUCCAACCUUAAGCAUAUCGUGCAUCUUUUUUACUUGUAAGUGUAUUUUACAAAACAUAUGAAGUACUAAAAAUUGUGCAAAUAACCUGCUUAACCUCCCACUGGGAGAGGCUCUUCGUUUUCUCAACAAAUAUUUUCCAAAAGGCCAGUGCAUGGACACAUCUUUCUGAUUAGCCAACAGAUGUGCAGACAUAUUUUAGCUCUACACUGGCAGGUCUUAAAGAACACUUCUGUUUCACACAUGGCUGACCACCAACACUUUUCUUUCAAAUGAUGGGAUUUAACUCUCGGAAUUAAAUUACUUUGAAAAAUAACUUCAGAGCGUUAUUGAAAUCUGGUACAUUUUGAAACACGUCCUUGAAAUGUAUUAUUCACACUUGACCUCCAAGAGAUAUUAAAGAAGGAUAUGAAGAGUUUGGUUCCAAAAUGAGAUGACUCCGUUUUAAAAAAUGUUCAAAAAUCGUGGUUUUUUUAUUGUGCGUUCCAAUUAAUAUCAAUUAAACUGCAGUUGGUUUGUUUUGAUUUAACCCAUAAUAACUAAAAAAAUACAGCUAACUAACGCAAUAAAACACAAUAAAAACAUGAUAACAUAAUAUAAAACAUGAAUUUUGAAUUUUUUUAAAAACAGAGUUAUCUCAUUUUGGAACCAAACUCUUCAUGCAUGUUUGAAGGGAAGACACUUGUUAGGAUAAGUUACUACAAAUAAUUAAGAAUGCGGAUGGGUUAUCUCCACAUGUUAACCCAGUAUUUGUGUACGUGCACUUCAUCUCCAUGUAUGUUUAUUUAUAAUGUGAAAUGUUCCAUGUACAAAAGGUAUGUUAACAUGAGUUCUAUGGGCUCCAUAGCCUAUGGUGAAGAAAAAAUGAUUAAAAGUUGAAAUAUAAAUAAAUCCGCAAUAACUAUACAUUAUACAGGUUAUAAUAAUACUGUAAGUUGGUAUAUUUGGUUAAUGUUUAAUAGAUCACAUGAUUUGAGUAAUAGGAAUUUCACAUCACAUUAUGUGACUUUGAAAUACAGUAAGCCUUUUCAAUAAUCCUGAUGCUUGGCACAGCUUUUUUUUUAAGUUAUGCACUGUUAUGAUUUAUUUUACAGUGACGUCAAUAUGUAAUACUAGUUCACUUAGUUCAACGCGCAAUGAGUCGUAAAAUUACUGUAAUUGCAGAGAUUUAACUCGAACCAUGUUAAGAAUUUACGUCUUAAAAUUAACCAUUUCCAUGACUGGAAAAAAUAUGUGGAAGGUUAAAAACGUAUAUUUUGAUUCGUAUAUUUGGCUUCAAUGUGUGAUCUGUAAAACGCGUUUUCUUGUCUCCAGCAGUCUGAGCCAUUUGCAAAAGUGCCUUUACUGUCGGCAGUUAUAAAGUAAAAGUUGGGUAGAUCUAAUAGUUCAAGCCUAUGUACAAACGGAGCAAACGGUUGCACAGUUUUCUGCGUGUGUGGCUUUCCACGCCAAACCGCGGCGUGUGAGGAAAGGCGAGAGCGCUGCGCAGAAUUUGCAUUCGUCCGGUUCCCACGGUACAGCUGCUUUGCUUGUCACUCAAGUUCCAGCUUUGCGCAUGUGCAGACCAGUCUGAAACGUUCGUUUGACUUUAGCGCGCAUGCGUGACGCAGAGAAUUUGGUACACUUGAGCCCGACGCACACCUCUGUAGACGCGCACAGGAAGUCGUACUGGCUUUUCAUCACGUCUUAUUGCUUAUCACCUAAAACAGCUGUAAUGGUUUCUUCUCAAGUCCUAAAAUGUCAUCAAAAAGGAGAAAUGUGUUUCGUUUUCCUGUACAAAACAAUAAAGAGAGCUCACUGCCAUUUACUGCAGACAUGUAGUACGGUGAACUAUAAAAAUGCUUAAAUCCCAGUUGAUUAAAGGAUAAAAAGGGCCAAUGUGACCUUUUAACAGAGGUGUAAAGAGUACCUGAAAACCAUACUUAAGUAAAAGUACACAUACCUUGCAGCGAAUAUAACUCCAUUACAAGUUAAAAGUCACCCAUUCCAAAACGACUUCAGUAAAAGUCUUAGAGUAUCUGAUUUUAACAGUACUUGAGUAUUUUACUCAUACUGAAUGUAGGCUAGAAGCACUAGUCCUCAACACUUAAGAGACAUGUCAGUGAAAAACAUAAACAGCUGAUUCGCAUUUAUUUUCUUAAAUCAAAAUAACACUGAACACCUCAAAAUUGCAACAAAUCAUGGUCGACACCGUAACCUACGUCUAUUACAAACACCCAAGUCUCAUUUAAGCUCAAGUGCUUAUAAGUAAGCAAAAAUUCUUCAAAAAGGUCUCUUCAAUAUAACGGAUUAAUAAAAUAAUGUUAAGUAGAAUUAAAAAGUCAAAGCCUUUUUGCACUGAACAUGCUGGUUUUGGCCUCAUUGCCAGCUGCAGUCAUGUCCUCAUUUCACAUGUAAACCGCCAGCGAUUGACAUCUAUACUGCACUCGUAUUCACAUAAAGAAGCCAUGUUGACCAGUUUUAGUAAGUUAGGGCAAAAUCCACAAGAUUAUAGUACCUUCAAUGCCCUGUAAAUGGCAAUAUAAAUAAUUCUGUAGCAAAAAUAAAAUGCUGCAAAAAAAGAUAGGUGCCAUGCAAAAUGUAAUGUGUAAUUGCAAUAGUCAUUACAAAUGUAGUGGAGUAAAGAGUACAUAUACUUGUUCAAAAAUGUAGUCAAGUAGAGAGUAAAAGUUGCUAAUAUCUUUAAUACUCAGUACAACUACAAAGUAGCCAAAAAGAUACUUAAGUACAGUAACUAAUUACAUUUACUCCAAUACCUUACACCACUGCCUUUUAAGCCAUAUAAGUCUGAAGAAAACAUCAACAUUGAUCUCUCUCAUCAAUGUUUUAUUAUAAACGAGUGUUUUUCCAUCAUCAUUAUGAACAGGGUUUAAUAUGUACAAAUAAGACCCCAAAAUUGACCGUUGCUUGCAUUAAUGAUAGCAAAAUAGUGAAUAUAAUUUUCUUUUUUAUUGGUGUUUUGAGUAAACCUACAACAACGUGUUGAGUCUAUGUUGGUGUUUUUGUUGAACAGUGUACUUUUUAGAAUUUUGAGCAUAUCCGAAUUAUUAUGUUUAUCAGUAAAACAUACCUUUUUAAACUACUACAUGUGUCUGUGUAACUUUAUACACAUUUGUCACGUAACUGUUAUUGUAAACGUGCAGCACUUGCUAUUUUAAAGAGCAUGUUAACGCAAGUAGCAUGUUUGGCCAGUUAACCACGCCCCGUUCUCUCUUUUACCGUUUGAAUACGCCCCCAAGCCAACCCCGCAGCCUAUCAGUUUCGCCCAACCCCUCCCAUUUCACAGUUCGUGAUUCUAUAGAGACGCAUUGUUAUGCAAAAUAGUUCGUCUAAAAUAUCCCCCUGGCAACGCAGUCCUGGGCAGAGAAUCACCGCGACCGCUCGACGGACACACACUAGCGGGCAGUUUUUGUUUGAGUCUCGUCUAGCCGUCCGAACGUCAAGAG
This is a messenger RNA of Triplophysa rosa, 7889 nucleotides long. It is a transcript of the gene exd3, whose product is annotated as exonuclease 3'-5' domain containing 3. Bases 126 to 2735 code for a protein of 869 amino acids. The record is from RefSeq and is a predicted model, not a curated record. Gene Ontology annotation, biological process: nucleobase-containing compound metabolic process. Lineage: Eukaryota; Metazoa; Chordata; Actinopteri; Cypriniformes; Nemacheilidae. The transcript is spliced from 20 exons. Gene Ontology annotation, molecular function: nucleic acid binding; 3'-5' exonuclease activity.